CAAAAAGAAAUACACACGCACGUACUUUCUCGAGAUCACCUCCCCUCUGUUCACUUCACCGCACCAACCUAAAGGGGAAAAGAGUCCCGUUUACUGUGCUCGGCUUGUUUACAUUCUUCCCCAUCACAUUUACCAUAUUCUUCAGAAGUCAGUCGUCAGAAAGCAGGAAGGAUGUCAUUGUAUCCAUCCCUAGAGGACCUUAAAGUGGACAAGGUCAUUAGGGCACAGUCCCAGUUUGCCAAUGCCACCUCCAGCACCCCAGCCAUCACUCAGGGUGUUUACCAGCCACAGCCUGCCACACAGGGGAUGCCAAGCUCAGCUCUGUAUCCCAAUCUGGAGGAGCUGGGAGACUAUAUGGGCCUGAGUCUGAACAGCGAUGAGGUCCAGAGAAACCUGGCGCUGGUCCCGGUGGCUGACAAUCAAGUGGCAGUGCCAAGUUCUGUGGGUGGCAUGGUGCGGCCCGUGACCGGUGCAGACGUGGGCAUCAGGAGGGCAGAGAUUCGUCCAGGUCUUCGGGAGGUCAUCAUCUGCAAAGACCAGGAAGGAAAGGUCGGGCUUCGACUCCGAGAUAUUGAUAAUGGAGUGUUUGUCCAGCUGGUGCAGGCGAACUCUCCUGCGGCGUUGGGUGGCCUGCGUUUUGGAGAUCAGGUUCUGCAGAUCAAUGGGCAGAACGUUGCUGGCUGGAGCUCAGAUAAGGCCCACAAAGCUCUGAAGGCAGCAGCUGAACAGCGCAUCGAGCUCAUUGUCCGUGACAGACCAUUCCAGCGUACAGUCACAAUGCAUAAGGACAGCUCUGGCCAUGUGGGCUUCAUCUUCAAAUCUGGACGAAUCACAUCUCUAGUGAAGGAUGGUUCUGCUGCCCGCAAUGGUUUGCUCACCGAGCACUACAUCUGUGAGAUCAACGGCCAGAACGUCAUCGGACUCAAGGACACUCAGAUUAAAGACAUCCUCACCACAUCUCCCACUGCCAUGACCAUCACCAUCAUGCCUAAAUUUAUCUACGAACACAUGAUUAAGAAGAUGUCAAGCGGCCUGUUGAAGUCCUCCAUGGAUCACUCUGUGCCUGAGGUCUGAACACAGGAGACCACACACACACAGCCCCUUCCACAAUGCCUACAAUCUCUUGCCUUCCCAUUGGAGCCUUCCACAACAUGGGUCGUCUAUCACUGAUUGGAUAAACCUCCUCAAUCACAUUCAUUUAUAACAUGUAAAACUGCCUUUUUCUAUU
Messenger RNA from Puntigrus tetrazona (Sumatra barb), 1228 nucleotides. RefSeq names its product syntenin-1-like. Gene Ontology annotation, cellular component: plasma membrane; cytoplasm. Lineage: Eukaryota; Metazoa; Chordata; Actinopteri; Cypriniformes; Cyprinidae. Gene Ontology annotation, molecular function: protein binding. The record is from RefSeq and is a predicted model, not a curated record.